Messenger RNA from Octopus bimaculoides (California two-spot octopus), 1708 nucleotides. Its product is annotated as putative receptor-type tyrosine-protein phosphatase mosPTP-1. Gene Ontology annotation, biological process: protein dephosphorylation. The record is from RefSeq and is a predicted model, not a curated record. Gene Ontology annotation, molecular function: protein tyrosine phosphatase activity; protein binding. NCBI's taxonomy places the organism in Eukaryota, Metazoa, Mollusca, Cephalopoda, Octopoda, Octopodidae.
AUCAUCAUAGAAUCUACUCUUACUUCACUCAUGUGGAGGGUGCUCCAAGAAACCGGAAGUUACCUACUAAGAACAUGGCGGAUGUAUGUAGGAUUUAAGAGGAGAGUGUGUCGCGUUAUCUUGCCAUGCACGGCUUGUAUAUAGGCCAAUGGAUUUACAUACCACUUACUAUUAUUAAAGAUUACAGUGAAGAGCAGAACAUUUCUGCGAAUCUGGGGCUGUUUGUUUUCCCUUGGGUUACAUGUGAAUAAUGCUGUUUUUACUUUUGCUUUUGCCCUUCGUAGAAUCUAAAGAUUCUACAGACAGCAAUACAUUGUUUGCGGAAGCAAAUGGUAUCAUUAUGAUACCAUGCAGUGAAACGUCUGAAAAUGUUGCAGCGGUCAAGUGGUACAUAAAUGACCAGCUCCUCAUCGGCCAUGACCUCAAUCCAAAACCCAGUGCAGUGAAUGGCGAUAAAGCAGGAGUGUCAGUGGGUGAAGACUAUAGUCUUACACUGACGGACCUUAGUUUGAAUGACACUGGAAAUUACACAUGUAGGCUUGUCAGUACCAAUGGGGAUUCCAUCAGCAAUGUAACCCGUGAAGUUGUCAUUCGAGCUGUUCCUGAACCCCCUGGUAAACCAGAAAUUACUGAGGUGUCAUCACGCUGGUUGAAGGUUUCCUGGCCAUCAGUUGUUGAGGACAACAACAGCCCUAUUACACACUAUCAAGUGCAGAUUAAGUCUUCUUUGCAAGACUGGAGUGAAGGGGACAUACGUUCCAUUGGAGUAAUUUUCAACUCUACAAAAAUUAGGGACCUUCGACCUUAUACGCAAUACCAAGUUAAAGUAUUUGCUGUGAAUGAGAUUGGCCCUAGUCAAUCAAGUGAACCUUCUGCCAUACAACGCACAAGCUCUGAAGUCCCCACUGGUCCACCAACUAUUAUCAAAGCUCGUAGUCUGUCACCAACUGUUACACGUGUGAGCUGGGAGCCACCAUUAAAGAAUCAAACGAAUGGAGAAUUAUCUGGAUAUCAGCUGAUCUAUGGAAUCACUGGUGAAGAUACAGUGCAGCCAGUAGUUGUGAAAGAUCCAAGUGAAACUAGUAUUGAACUGCAAGCGCUGCGUCCGUACACAAACUAUACUGUGUUGGUGAAAGCUUUCAAUUCUGAGGGCGAUGGACCUGAUGGUGUGUUGUUCUUUCAAACAAUGGAAGGCUUGCCUAACAAGCCACGGAUCACACACUGUACUCAUGUCCACUCUAGUUCUCUACGUGUAAACUGGGAAGCUCCUACUGAACUCAAUGGACGGCUACUUGGUUACCAAUUAGUAUGGCAAUAUAAUGGGGAGAACUUCACUAAAAACAUCACUACUAGCUUACAAGAUCCCAUGUCAGCACUUGUGACAGGAUUGAAGCCUUAUACAGAAUAUGUUACACGAGUUGCUGCCAUCACAGGAGGGGGGCGGGGCAAUUUCAGCAAUGAGUAUCCAGCCUUAACUGAUGUUUCAGGUCCAAGUGCCCCAAACAUUUUGAACUUAACAGUGCUGUCACCAACCAGCAUACAUGUUCAAUGGGACAUACCCGAGGUGGUGUACAAGGACAUUGAUGGCUACCUCAUUCAGCUCACCCGCCUUGACAGAAACUCCUUCCAGAUUACAAAGAAAAUACCCAAUACUGAAAGUGAAGUAAGGCGUAUUGUAAUAGCAUUGCAUUAACACUGUUUUUGAUCU